Pantherophis guttatus is the source of this 15920-nucleotide messenger RNA. Lineage: Eukaryota; Metazoa; Chordata; Lepidosauria; Squamata; Colubridae. The record is from RefSeq and is a predicted model, not a curated record.
CAUUUGACUCCAGUCACCAGACUUGUUCAUCUGGGCGCCAUCAUCGAUUCUGCGCAGGGAGCAGUCUACCUGUCACUGGAAAGAAGGACCGACAUAUGGGAGCUGAUAUCUCAGAUUCACAAGGAUCUGUCAGUUCUCCUGGCCACCUUGUCCAAGUUGCUGGCAAGAUGGUCUCAUGUGUGCAGAUCGUUCCCUGGGCAUGCCUUCAUGCUCGGCAUCUCCAGUGGUUCCUCCUACAUUUUCAGCGCACCCGACAGUCUCACAGCAUGACCAAGGUCAGGGCUCCUCUCUCAGUCAGACGAUCUCUUCAUUGGUGGACAUUGCCUUCUCUAGACAAAGAAUGUCUCUUUGCGGCCCACCAGAGCAUUACUCUCACGACGGACACCAGCCUCUUCAGCUGGGGAGCCCACUUCGAUUACCGAGUGGCACAAGGCCGCUGGUCCUCCAAGGAACUUGUCAAUCCAAUCAACUGGCUAGAGUUGAAGGCCAUCCACCUGGGCCUUAGUCACUUUCAAUGGUCAUUACAGAAUCAGCAUGGCCUGAUUUUAACAGACAACAUAGCCACAAAGGCGCAUGUCAAUCGCCAAGGAGGGACCCACUUGAGGAGACUCAUGGAGGAGUCCUUUCAUCUCGGCCAGUGGGCCGAAAAGAACGUCCUCUCCAUCCGAGCGGAACACAUCGUACGGACUGCGAACAUGCGGACUUUCUCAGCAGGUCUCAAGUGGACAAUGCCAAAUGGCAGCUCCAUGCAGACAUUUUCCUCGACAUAUGCAGCAGGUUCGGGACUCCGGACAUCGACCUCUUUGCGAUGAACCUGAACCACCAGCAACCUUGGUUCUUUUUGAGAUUCUCAACAUCUGGGGCAACGGUGUUUCAAUGCCCUCUGGCUCACAUGCCCCCCCCGGCCUACGCCUUUCCCCCACUGCCCCUGAUACCGGCAUUACUUCGGAAAGUCAUCUCCGACAAGGCAGAGAUCAUCCUAGUGGCCCCUCAUUGGCCAUGUCGACCAUGGUUCACGGACCUUGUCAACCUCUCCGUCUCAUGACCAUGAAGGAUCCCCUCAACUGGAUCAUCCUGCGCCAGGGGGCCCUGAUUCAUCUGGAGCCUCAGUGGCUUCAACUGACCACCUGGCACUUGAAAGGGCCCUCCUGAGGCAGGACAAUUACUCUGACAGGGUCAUCCGUACCAUACAAGCCUCUAGGGGUCAGUUCACGAUCAGACUAUACAACACCACCUGGUUGAUGGUGGUGCACUUCUCACCAGAUUAAUCCUCUCUCAGCUUUCAUUCCACAGGUACUUGAGUUUCUUCAGAAUGGCCUGGAUCGUGGCCUGGCCCACAGCACCAUCCGGUGGCACGUGGUGGCCAUUUCCAUGGUAUUGCCAGGUAAAGCAGGGGAGCCCCUUACAAGGCACCCAGUCAUCAGACAUUUUUUAUGGGGUGCUAGUUACGUAUGGCCCUUGACUGUGCAUAGAUAAUCCACCUGAGAUUUGACCAAGGUGCUUAAUGCAUUAACUGGGGCCCCCUUCGAGCCUCUCCAGACUGUCAACCUUUGUUUCCUUAUUAUGAAAGUGGCCUUUCUAGUAGCCAUAACGUCAGCUCUGCGUAUAUCUGAGCUGGCAGCAUUUUCUGUCGGGGAGGACCUCUGUAUUUUCCAUCCAGACACCAUUGUCUUUUGUCUAGACCCUUCAUUCAUUCCAAAAAUAAAUUCCUUUUUUCACAGGGCCCAGGAGGUAAUUUCUGUCUAAGACCAUCUCACGGGUUAGAGCGAAAGUGGCACAUUCUCUAGAUGCGCAGAGGGCUCUGAAAAUUUAUAUUAAACAAACAGCCCCUUCCAGAAAGUCUGAGGCCUUAUUUGUCUCCUUUCUUCCAAAUUCUUUAGGAUCUAAAAUCUCCUCCUUGACCAUAAGUCGCUGGAUCAGAGCUUGUAUUACCUUGGCCUAUCAAGACCAGGCGCUCCCUGUUCCCAGGCAUAUCACCGCCCACUCCACAAGGAGUGCGGCUACCUUAGUGGCCUGGUCAACGCACGCCUCCCUUGAGGAGGUCUGCAGGGUGACCACCUGGUCUUCUCCUUCCCCGUUCAUUCGACAUUAUAAAUUAGAUAUUUUUGCUUCUGGAGAAGCAUCAUUUGGAAGGAUGCAUCAAGUCGGGGUCGAUCCAGGCCCUUCGGCACCCCGCCCUUAGGACUGUCAAAAGCUUUGGUAUGUCCCAUGUCUGGACGAUGCCACAGCCAUCACUGGAGAAUGGGCAUUGAUCCUACCUUAAUGCCAGUUCUCAGGGAAACUGUGGCAUUGUCCAGCCCCUCCCUUAUACUCAGGGCCUGUCCUUUCCUGUUUCUAACGUUGAAGGAGUUUUUUUUCUUCCAGAUGGAGACUUGUUUUUUAGGUCCUAUCUUCAACGGUGUUUGUUCCUGUUGGAAUACUUCUUCUGGCCUUUCUUCGCCGAAACUGAGCCUGAAAGGGAGGAGUGAGGGGCAUGGUCAAAAAACUAUGACUCAGUCUCUAGGCAGAUCCAACUGAAGCAACCCAUGUUUGGACGAUGCCACAGCUUCCCUGAGAAUCGGCAUUAAGGAUCCGGCAUUUUCUUCAGUGAUUCAUGACAAACUACAGGUUCCCAAUACUACCCGGAAAGCAUGGAAUGAGAGAGACAACCGGUGUGAUGUGUGUGCCACUCACUUGAACCAGCUGAAGCAGGAGGCUAUUCAGAUGGUUUUAACACUUGAACAAGCAGCCAACGCAGAACAUUGUGAUGCUUCUCCUGGCUCUCCUCCUCCCCUUCCCAAUAUUCCCACCUUAGUGGGCUCUCGACAUAUGGGCAGUCCGCAACCCAGAGACUGGGCAUACCUAUCUGCUCCUUAUGCUACUUCCAAUUAUGCUGGCUUUCUGCCUAACAAACUCAGUGGAAAAGUGAACAACAUAGGAAUCGUUAAUGGGAUAGAGAAGAAAAAUGGUUCCUUGGGACACCAGACAAAGGUCAGUGUACAGAUGGCUACCAGUCCCAGCAAUGGUAACAUCCUGAAUUCUGUGGCUAUCCAGGCUCAUCAGUACCUAGACGGCACCUGGUCCUUGUCAAGAACAAAUGGUAUUACUCUGUAUCCCUAUCAAAUUUCUCAGUUGAUCACUGAGUCUGGCCGCGAUGGACUGACCGAAGCUGUGCUGAACCAUUACAAUGCAGAUAAACCUUCCUUGUAUAGCUUCCCCAGUUCCCAGACGACCUGUGUUGCUAGUGAUACCUCCACAGGUACCUCGGUGGCAGCUUCCUUUUUUGCCAGAGCUGCUCAGAAGUUGAAUCUAUCAUCCAAAAAGAAGAAGCACAGACCCCCUGCAUCCUCCGUUUCUGAAUCUCAUCUAUUUGCUACCAAAUUCAGCAUGAUCCUGCAGACCUCACCUCCACCUGCUCCACCUUGUUUAUUAAGGGCAGUCAGCAAGGUGAAAGAUACUCCAGGACUGGGCAAGGUGAAAGUCAUGCUGCGCAUUUGUUCUACUCUGGCCAAAGACUCUUCAGAAUCCAGUUCCUUCUUAAAAGUUGAUCCCCGCAAGAAACAAAUUACUUUAUAUGACCCCUUGUCUUCUGGAGGCCAGAAUGCUUUCCAGAAAAGGAGCACUCAAGUACCACCCAAGAUGUUUGUAUUUGAUGCAGUUUUCCCUCAAGAUGCAUCCCAGGCUGAAGUAUGUGCAGGAACUGUAGCUGAAGUGAUCCAGUCUGUGGUGAAUGGUGCAGAUGGAUGUGUAUUUUGUUUUGGACAUGCCAAACUCGGAAAAUCGUAUACCAUGAUUGGAAAAGAUGAUUCCAUGCAAAACCUUGGCAUAAUCCCUUGCGCCAUCUCCUGGCUUUUCAAGCUGAUUCAUGAAAGAAAAGAGAAAACAGGAGCACGUUUCUCAGUCCGAAUCUCUGCAGUAGAAGUGUGGGGAAAAGAAGAACAUCUGAGAGAUUUGCUGUCAGAGGUAGCAACAGGUAGCUUACAAGAUGGUCAGUCACCAGGUGUCUACCUUAGUGAGGACCCCAUUUGUGGCAUGCAGCUUCAAAACCAAAGUGAACUCAGAGCUCCCACUGCAGAAAAAGCUGCUUUUUUUCUUGAUGCAGCAAUUGCCUCCCGUCGAAGCAGUCAGCAAGAUUGUCAGGAGGAAGAGCAAAAAAAUUCACAUAUGCUCUUCACUUUGCACAUCUAUCAGUAUCGAAUGGAGAAGAGUGGCAAAGGGGGAAUGUCAGGAGGCCGUAGUCGCUUACAUCUCAUUGAUCUGGGAAGCUGUGUUAAACCUCUCAGCAAAAACCGUGAAGGGGGUUCUGGGCUCUGCCUUUCAUUGUCUGCAUUGGGCAAUGUCAUUCUUUCCCUUGUCAAUGGCAGCAAGCACAUUCCAUACAAAGACAGCAAGCUGACCAUGUUGCUCCGCGAGUCCCUUGGGAACAUGAACUGCCGUACCACCAUGAUAGCUCACAUUUCAGCAGCUGCAGGAAACUAUGCUGAAACCCUUUCUACUAUCCAGAUUGCAUCCAGGGUUUUAAGAAUGAAGAAAAAGAAAACUAAGUAUACCACAUCAAGCUCUUCCGGAGGAGAAAGUUCUUGUGAAGAAGGGAGAAUGAGGAGACCAACCCAACUUAGACCUUUCCAUUCACGGAAUGUUGUUGAUCCAGACUUCCCAAUUCUUCAUUUAUCAAGUGACCCAGAUUAUUCUUCCAGCAGUGAACAGUCAUGUGACACUGUCAUUUAUGUUGGCCCGAAUGGAACAGCUCUUUCUGAUAAGGAGUUAACUGAUAAUGAAGGGCCCCCUGAUUUUGUCCCUAUAGUUCCUGCUCUUCAGAAAACUAAAAAUGAAGGCAAAUUGGAAGAAAUGAACGAGACAGCCCCUGAAAGAGAUUGCUUGAAGUGCAAUACAUUCGCAGAACUCCAAGAGCGGUUAGACUGCAUUGAUGGCAGUGAAGAGACAGACGGAUUUCUUUUCGAAGAACUACCAGUUCAGUUUAACUCAGACCCAGUGACUAAAUGUCCUUUAUCAAGCCAAGAGGCAGAGCAUUGUAGUGCAUCAGAGCCAAGCAGGGAAGAUGACUUGGUGGUCUGCCAGGAACUUGAUAACGAUGCCAAGGAAAAUUUAAAUGCUGCAGCUAGCAAAAUCCAGGGAGGUCACUCCCCUGUUCACAGUAGGAUGCUUAAUGAGAUUUCCACUCCUCAGACCCAUUGGAAUGUUAUAGGCAGUCCUAGUAGUCAGUUUAACAGUUCUCAACAACCUCACUGCACAGACCUACAAAGCAGUCGAGAAAGCCUUAAUAGCUGUGGCUUCAUAGAAAGCAAGCCACGGCCAAUGGGAUCACCACGGCUUGGUAUUGCGAGCCUUUCAAAGGCCUCCGAUUACAAACCACCAUCUUCUCCUUCUCAGAGGUGCAAAGUUUAUACUCAGAAAGGGGUAUUGCCCAACCCGGCACCUCCACCAUCAUCAUUAAGCAAAGAUUCGGGCAUGGUAUCCAGUGAAUCUCUGAUGCAGUCCGAGAUCCGCACCCCUCCCAUUGGAAUGAGUCCUCAACUCUUGAAAAAGUCACUUUCUUCUGGCAACAUUGAUUACAGAGAGAUGAUUGACAAUGUAGAGCAGGAACAAGAAUCUCUUUCUCCAGAGUCAAAGCAGGAGAUUUUGAGCACAACUAUGGUCACAGUGCAGCAACCAUUAGAACUCAAUGGGGAGGAUGAGCUGGUAUUUACCCUAGUUGAAGAGCUGACCAUUAGUGGAGUUUUGGAAAAUGGGCGGCCAACAAGUAUCAUCAGUUUUAACAGUGAUUGUUCUGUACAAGCAUUGGCUUCCGGGUCUAGACCAGUUAGCAUUAUCAGCAGUAUUAGUGAAGAUCUUGAGUGCUACUCCAGCACAGCUCCUAUUUCUGAAGUAAGCAUUACUCAGUUCCUGCCUCUUCCAAAAAUGGGGCCGGUGGACAAAGCCGAAGAAGCUGAAAGUAGACGUUCCUCUAUUAGCUCAUGGCUGAGUGAAAUGAGUACUGGGAGUGAUGGUGAACAGUCAUGCCACAGUUUCAUAGCACAGGCAUGCUAUGGUCAUGGAGAAGCAAUGGCAGAAGCUCCUCCUUCUGAACUUGCAAAAACAAUUCAGAAUAAUAGUGCAGUUUUCAUCAAUGACAAGCAAAAUCGUUGUACUGAGGAUAUGUUUGCGUUGCCAGAAGGGGUUGACAGAAAUAUUAAUAAAUUAUCUCCCAUCAGAAGCUGUAAAAUAUCAGCCAUGGAAAAGACGACUGUCACAAUAUCAAACACUACAAGCGUAAGCAGUUGCGAAGAAUUCAUUCCAAUGAAGACUAACAUUACAGUAUUCCCAUGUAUUGCUGUUAAUUCUUUUAAAGCCCAGGAAAGUAAUGAGGCCAUAUCAGCAGUAACAUUGUCAGCCAGAACUCCCUAUUCUCAUGAGGGAAAAGAAUCUAGUGCAAGAAAAGAUCUAAAAUUUGAUGAUCCUUGGCUAAAGAGAGAAGAUAGUGUAAAAAAUGAAUAUGGUCUCAAGGCUGAAACAGUACCUGGGCAAAAUAAGAAAAAAAAUUCUGCCGACAGGUUCAGCAGCAGCAGCGGAGAGAUUUCAAGUUCACCAGGAACUGAAAACCCAAGGAGGGUUGUAGAGGAAUGUGAAGUGGGGCUGUCGGGUUCUGCAACCCACAGCCCCCUUCAUUCUACCGAGAUUUUGAAAAAUGGCAGCUUUAGCAGAGGAUUCCAGAAGACCAACAAGUUGGAAGAACUAGAUGUGGUUUCCUAUCAUUACAUAGAGGAGAGUGGUGGCAUGAGCUCUUCUAUGUCAUCCCAAACAUCAAAAGCUAGCUUGGAAAGAAAGGUAGCUUCUCCCAAGCAUGGUGUUCUUACCCGCCCCAAAGGAACACCACCAUUACCUCCUGUGAGGAAAUCUAGCCUUGACCAGAAGAAUAGAGCCAGUCCCCAGCACAGUGCUUGUAGCAGUAGUACCAGCAGCCCUUCCAACCAACCACCCUCUUUUUUGGCUAGCUUUCCUGAUGAACUGAGUGGGAAACAAAAGGGUUCCAGUAUGGAGAGUGGGAGCUAUAGCAGUAGUAAAUUAUUUAGUGCAAAACUGGAACAAUUGGCUAGCAGAACCAAUUCUCUUGGAAGGUCUAAUGGGAGUCAUUACGAAUGCCUGUCCUUGGAAAGGGCAGAAAGCCUAUCCUCUGUCAGCUCCAAGAUGAACACUGGGAAAGACACCACCAUGCCCCGAGCCAGCAGAAGCCUCAACCGCAAUGCAAUGUCCUCCCCAACAAACUCGGGCUUUUCCCAGUCUGCGGGAGCUUCACCAAAAGCCAGUCAAUCAAAGAUCUCUGCUGUGAGCAAGCUCCUUUUGGCAAGUCCAAAGGCUCGAAGCCUGGCUGCGUCCACUACCAAAACCCUUAGCUUUUCAACCAAGUCCCUUCCUCAGUCUGUGGGACAGAGUUCAAGUUUGCCUCCAAAUGGAAAAAACAUGUCCUGGUCAACUCAGUCUCUUAGCAGGAACCGAGGCUCUGGUCUUUCUUCCAAAUUGCCCCUCAGAGCUGUUAAUGGGAGGAUUUCAGAACUACUGCAAGGAAACUCUGGCACCCGAGGAAUGCAGCUGUGCAGGAACUCAGACACAGAUGAACGCAGCAGCACUCAUGGGGACAAGAAGCCACCUGUUCACCUGCUUCCUUCACCAUAUAGCAAGAUCACACCUCCUAGGAAGCCUCAUCGCUGCAGCAGUGGCCACGGAAGUGACAACAGCAGUGUCCUGAGUGGGGAGCUUCCUCCAGCCAUGGGGAAAACAGCUCUGUUCUACCACAGUGGAGGAAGCAGUGGAUAUGAAAGCAUGAUCAGAGACAGCGAAGCCACAGGAAGCACUUCAUCCGCACAAGACUCUAUGAGUGAGAACAGCAGCUCCAUCAGUGGCAGGUGCCGAAGUCUUAAAACACCCAAAAAACGUUCAAAUACAGGUUCUCAGAGACGGAGACUCAUUCCAGCUUUGUCGCUUGACACUACAUCUCCUAUAAGGAAGCCUACCAGUCCAGCCAUACGCUGGGUAGAUGGACCUCUGCGAAGUGCCCAGAGAGGGAUGGGAGAGCCCUUUGAAAUCAAAGUCUAUGAAAUUGAUGAUGUGGAACGGCUCCAGCGACGGCGCAUGGGGGAUAACAAUGAGGUGAUUUGCUACAACGCUAAGCUAAAAAUCUUGGAGCAUCGGCAGCAGCGAAUUGCAGAGGUCAAGGCCAAGUACGAGUGGUUAAUGAGAGAGCUGGAAGUGACCAAACAGUAUCUGAUGCUGGAUCCCAAUAAAUGGCUCAGUGAAUUUGAUCUGGAACAUGUUUUUGACUUGGAUUCCCUGGAGUACUUGGAGGCUCUUGAAUGUGUGACUGAGCGGUUAGAGAAUCGUGUCAAUUAUUGCAAGGCCCACCUCAUGAUGAUCACCUGCUUUGACAUCUCUUCCAGACGUCGAUGAAGAAUUAACCUCAAGAAUCUUUUGGACUACUGCCAGACACCCCUUUCCUUCUUUUUGAAUUUAUAUCCCAAAGACCCAGAAUGAGGAUGAAGGUUGGUGCCAUGUUUUGACUAUGUGAGAGAAGAUGCGAUUUUUUUUAAUGAUGCUAAAUAUAUGUUGGAAAACAAAGACGCUGAAAUUAAGGAUGUGGAUUCUUCAAGCCUGAAAGAGCACUUUGAGAAAUCUUGAGGACAUGUUUGUACAUAGAAACCUCUGCAGAAGUGAUUUACCCCCAGCCCCCAGCCCAUCAAUAACUGAAGAGGGAGGAAGAAGCAGGUGUAAGGGAGUUGCUGAGAGCCCCAGUAUAGUAAAAAUACAUGGGGAAACUGUCUGAAGUGCCUUGCAAAUCUUUAUUAUCCAAACAUUUAUGUUCAUACUUCUUGUACAGAUGGUGCUAGUCGACAAAAAGAAAAAGACAAAAAAAUCAAAUCACAUUUUUUGAAAUGUAUUUACAGCCUGUUAUUUUCACUUGGUGUUUUAUUCUAUUUCUGACUUGCUGUUUCUACGUAACUUGUGUUUGUAGAGAUAUUUCUUAUCUGAUACAGCAUAUAAAUAAAUGUUAACUGUCUUUUGUUGUUCAAGAGCAGAGUAAGACCACUCAAAGGAAAAAAAAAGAAGAAGUUAAAACUUCUGGAUUAAUCCCACAGAUGUAUGAUGUAAUAGAGGUUUCCCAGCUCUUAGUAAAAACAAAAAUGAUAAAACAAAAAUACAACAUGAUAAGAUUUCAGUUGGCACUAAGAAAAUAGGGUAUCACAUGAUUUUGUAAUAUGUUCUCCUUUGGAAAUAAAUACAUUGUUAUGCGUAUUCAGUCAACACUCCUAUUUUGUUACGAUUUAACUGAAUAUACUAACUCCGUGAUGUGAACCUAUGGCACGAUUGCCAGAGGUGGCACGCAGAGCCCUCUCUGUGGGGACACGCGCCAUCACCAACUGCUCUUCUGGUUUCCGGCGUGCACAUGUGCACCAGCCAGGUGGUCUUCGUGUGUGCCAGAGCAACAGAAAACAGCCUGAAAAUGGCCCAAAAAACAGGCCAUUUUUCGGACCAUUUUCUGGGCCAUUUUUGGUCUGAAAAACGGCUGAAAAACAGUCACAAAGAACGGCCAAAACCAGCCAAGAAACAGGCAUGUGCGCACCGGCCAGCUGGUCUUCAGGUUUCCAGUGCUCCGGCACCCAUGACCAGCUGGCCGAUGCGCAUGCCAAAAACCCGAAGAUCAGCUGGUCUUUGAGUUUCCGGCAUGUGGGCAUGCAUAGGUGUUCCGGUUUGUGCACUCAGUGCUGAAAAGUUUCGCCAUCACUGUACUAACUUUUCCGAGCAUUACAAUCAUAGAGUCAUCAGAGUUGGAUUGGAAGGGCCUUGGGAGGGUCAGGUAGUCAAAGUAUUUCCUCAAGUUCAAGUUGAGAUAACUUGUGACUCCACUCAUGUUUAUGAGCACAAAAACUUAAGUGGUAAAUCUGUUUUGCCAGUUCAGAAACCUUUGUAGGCUUACAAGUAUUAUCAUCUCCUAAUGUUUUUCCCCAACUCUACAGAUACCUAAUUUGUUCUCAAUUAGGGAUGGUCCCAAUAACACAACAAUUUUGCUGAAAAGGAAAGAAAAGGAGGAAAAACCUUGUAAAGUUGUUGCUCAAAGGAAUUUUUAUAAUUCUAGAUUUUGUCUAACCAGAUAAAAAUACUGAAAACUGCAAGCAUUCAUAACCUUUCCAUAGAAAGGCUAAAACUAUUUGCAUUAGAAUUAAAAUGACUGAUUCUGUGCUACCAGUCUCCUAUCUGUGUGCUGAUCUUUGCUUACCCAUACAACAGAAAUGAUAAAUUGGUUAAUGUUAUUUAUCCAGCUGAGUCAGAAUACAAAAGCUAUUCAAAAGGGCAUUGUGAAAAGUAAAAUAGAGAAUGAAAGUUGAUAGAGUUAUCUAGUUAAAUCACAAACCUCUUGUUUUAAUUUGUUUCAUUGUUAUCUCCAAGUCAAUUAAUUUGCUUUGGGAUUCUUUCUUUUCUACAUUGUUUUUAUUAAGGUUAAAGACCAUCUGACUGAUAGAAAGUGUUAGAAAACACUUCAUUUUAUGCAUCUUCAUAUGUGCUAUGUGCAUAAAUAGAAUAAAAUAUGUACAAAAAAGGUUAAUUACAAAUGAAUUAAAAGUCAAGUACUUAGAAUAAAAGAAUAAAAAGUACUUGGUCAACAAUGUAGGUUAUGUAGUAUAUAUAAAUUGCCACAGUACAAUAGUGUUUUUGCCUUGGUAUCCUGCUUGUAGGCUUACUUGAUACCUCCAAUUGGGCAGUAGGAGAAAUAGCAGGCUAGACACGGUAGAGCUUUGAUCUCAUUUGAUAGGGUUCUACUUAUGUUUAGAAGCAUAAAAUCGGCACACACCAAGACUUCAAUCCAUAGUCCUUAGAAAAAAAAUAUGAAUAUUUUCGUGGCAGCAAAAGGGUUAGGGUUAAAAAAAAGAGUCCUUACCCUGAUCUCUUUCUCUCUUUUUUCUAAAUCUGGGAGAUUCUACUAUUUAAAAUAAAGGAAAUCAGUAUUCCAGGAAUUGUUUACCCAACUCCUUCUAGCAGGCUAGAUUACCCAUUUAUUUACGAAUAUGAAUAUAAAAGAUUGCUUCUGACAUGUGAAGUCCUAUUUGGAUCAGAACAGUUCACCUCAUGGUUAAGUUUCACUAUACUUUUCAUAGGGCUAAAAUGAAAAUAUAGACACCUCAUCACCGUUACUACCACUAUAACGAGAACUCAGAUUUUUUUUCUUCCUUUUUUAAAACAAAUUAAUGCUAGGAAUAAAAUGAAACUUCUGGCAGUAUUAAAUGACGAGAUCACAAUUUACUGUCUUCUGCUGUAUUAAAAGUUAAUCAGAUUCAUGUUGCCUAUGGAACAGAUUGAUCCGCUCAUACACAAACUGUGUAUGUAUGCAGUUGCCUAAAUUAAAAGGAAAAAUGAUUUAGAUUUGUGAAGACCAAUCCUAUACUCAAAAUAACUAGAGCCUUGGCAGAGAAAACUGAGCAGUGGAAUCCUAACCAAUUUUACUCAGAAUUACCGUCCAAUAUAUUUAACAAGGCUUUCAAGUAAGCUUAGCAUAGAGAGUUGUAGCCAUUGUUGAAUAAAUUGGUUUUUAGUGAUAUUAUGAAUACCCACAUGAUAUAUUAUAGAUAAUUUUUACUGGUCUUUACUAAGAUUACCAAAUUUAAUUAAGGCUCAAAAUUAAAAAUAUUACAGGAAAAAGAAAAUUGCUGUUUAAGAGGGCACAUGCUUUAAUUUGUACAUGCCUUUGGCUUUAUUCCUAAUGUCCUGCAUGGCGAUCUCUCUGUGGAGCAGAAUGGUUCUCAGAGAAGUUGGAAGUCGAGAGUAAAGAUUAUUAAAUGCAGAAAGAUGAAAAUACUUUGAAAAACCCUCAAUGGAGGUAUAAUUGGCAAAGAGGACAGAAUUUGAAGAGGUGGGAAAAAUGACUUGUUUGAUAAGAGAAAAUACAAAUUGUUCUUAGUGACUGGAAUCCCUUUAUGGACUUUCUGCUGAAAACUGAAAAAAAAUGAACGUUUGAUUUAUGGGUUUGAUUAUUGGAAAUGGUAGAAUAUGAAAAAAAGAGAGCCACAAUGUAACCUCAGAGAGAGAAAGAGUGGAUAAAAUAGAAAUGCAUUUAUAACUACUAUAAAGAUUGGAAGCUACCCCUGUACAGGUAAUCCUUGAUUUACAGCCAUAAUUGAGCCCAGAAUUUAUGUUGCAAAGUGAAAAAUUUGUUAAGUGAGUUUUGCCUCAUUUUAUGAAUUUUCUUGCUGCAUUUGUUAAGUGAAUCCGGCUUCUCCGUUGACUUUGCUUGUCAGGAGGUCGCAAAAGAUGGUCACAUGACCCCAGGAAUCUGUGCAAACGUCAUAAAUAUGAAACAGUUGUCAAGCAUCCGAAUGUAAAUCACAUGACCAUGGGGAUGCUGCAACAGUCCUAAGUGUGAAAAAUGGUCAUAAGUCACUUUUUUUCAGUGCCGUUAUAACUUCAAACGGUCACUAAACGAACGGUUGUAAAUCGAGGAUUACCUGUAUAUCUUUUUCUUUCUUUCUUCUGCCUUGCUUUUUUGUCUUCUUUCAUUACUUUCCUAUUUACGUAUCCAUUUUCUUUACUUUCUUUUUGUCUUUUAAAUGGGUAUUGUUUUACAAAAGAAAACCGCCUUUUAAUAAAUUAAUCCCAAAAAAAAAGAGAGGAGUCGGAAGAAGAGCUGCAAGUCCAGUAGGUAAAUUAAUAACAGCUGCAUGCAAUGUCAUUUUCACGGCAUUAUUUGCAUAUAUACCUCCUUCCAGCUCUGCCCAAUGAACAAAUUUCCAUAAGUAGUGCUUUAAUUGUUUGAGCAUCGCAUGCACUGAUUAAUCUGAAAUAUUAUUGUCCUACUUGAUCACAAAAUCUUUUUAUAAAAUGCUAAAAUCUUCUAACAACCUACUGGGAAUAGCAAAGAGCUGCAUAGAAUGUCUUCAAGAGACCACCCCCAGAGAAACAGUUGAUUUUUAUCAUUUGCUCUGGACUUCACUGUCUGCAUUGUUCGUUUUAACUUUUAUUUAUGGGGGAAUAACAACAACAUUGUUUCCAUGACAUAUCAUAAUAAUGUAUUUGAGUAGAUGCCUAUAAGAUUUAAAUAAAUCUCAGUAUGAUUAACAAGGUUAACUAUUAAAUUAAUAAAUAUAAGAUCAUCCUUUUGGAGGACUUGUUAUAAAAAGGAAGAUACAUUGAUGGAUGUGACUUUUCUAGUCAUUGCUGUCUACUUGUAUUUCUAUUGACUACUACUUCUAUUGUUCACUUUUCUACUCAAAACUUCUCAUACAAGAUUUCAGUUAUCCAUAUUCUCCUGAUGUAGAAGAAGAACAUGUUAGUUCCUGGUAAAAGUGUGAUAAACAUCUAGCUAAAUUUGUUCCCCAUCUAGGCUUAGAGUUUGAAUAGCUCCUUCAUUGGCUAUCAAUUACAAUUUAGGGAAACAAUGGAAAAAGCAUAUAUAGUGUCUAUGCUCAUGUUUUCAGAUAAUUGAAUUAUUUUUCUUUGAAAUCUGCUCUCUUGCCUUUUCUUUUGCAUUUUUUCCCAAGUUUCUUUAAAGUUCCAGAAAAAUAAAUAAGAGCAGAUGGGUUGUUAGUACAACAUGAAACAAAACAGUUGCAAGGCUACUCGACAUUUAGAGUAGUUAAGUUUGGUCAUCACUUAGUGUGGAAGUUAAUCGAUGAUACAUUCACACCGUCUCUGUGAGUGUGGUUUAAUGAAUUAGGAACUACAAAAGUGAUUUGACUAUACAUCCAUAUGUAUACUACAGUACGAAUCUUACAACUAAACUAAACUAACAUAAGAGAUGUACAAUUUGGGUGCUUUUAAAAAAAAACUAUAACUCUUCAUCUCUUCAAUCUAUUUUCGGGCUGUGAUGCUGGGAGAGACAGAACUUAAUUCUGCCAAAUCUGAAUUGUUCCCCCUAUGAUCUAUUUUCUCCUGGAGGCAAAAUUCAGCUGCUCCUAAGUGGCAGUUUGAUGAGGAAGAGUGAAAAUACUGAUCCACAUGAGGCUCAGAAACAACAGUAUACAUUAGUAUACUUUUUCUUACUUGAUGUGCAUUCUAGCCAGUUUUUCAAUUUUCCUGAAUUGUAUUUCCAAGCUGUAUCAUGGGAAAACAGAUAUGAUACGGUACGAGAGAGAUUGGGGGGGGGGGGGAGAGAGAGAGAGCUUAAGAAACUUAACAAAGCUCAUCACAAACCCAUCAAUAAAAUCUUUUAUCUGAAUAAACUAGUUAUUUAUGCUGCAUUUUAUAGAAACUAUAUUUAAAAACAUGUUUAUGCUUCAGAUUAUAAAGUCAAGCUAGUAUAUUUGUUUCAUGUUAUCUUUCAAAAGAGAUGGCAUCCAUAAAUUGAUGAGAAAAUAAUUUGAAUAUUGCUAAGUUAACAUUCAUUCCAGGCCUCCAGUUUUAAUGGAUGGCCAUGUAUAUAAAAACUUUUGGGAUCGAAACAAAACACGAAUCAGGGGUUUUUAUAAUACAUCUUCUUAUCUCCUGCCCCACUAUUAGCCUAUGUGAGGAUAAGACUAUAACAUCACAGAUGUCCUGCCAUUAAUAUGUGAAAGCACAUUGCUUUCAUUGUGUGUAUCAUUUCUGAUGGAACAUGGAUAUAUAACUGGCAUCUAAAAUGGCAUCUGUUGCCUUUAUUAUUGUCCUAGCCAAAAUGUAAACCAUUAGUCAAAUAGACGAGAUAGCAAUUCAUUACCACACAUAAAGUUUCAACUUAUGUUAUCUGUUUACUUCACAUGGCAUUCUAUAAUCCCCAAAAAUUCUGACUGGUUUUUGGCUCAUACAAGGAUUUCUGAAUAUUAAUUGGUACAUCAUACUGAGUAACUAAAUUCCAUGUUCAACAUCUGCUUAACAUUUAUGAAAUUCCUAUUCUGUGUGUGUCUUUUUUUUCCUUUUCUUUUUAUCAGAUAAUCAUACACUCAAUGGUUUGAGCGAUCAUUCUAAAUUAGUUUCAGAUUUUUUUUCCAUCGCAAAGCAGUUGUCUCAAACCACAAGUAAGCAACUGCUGUAGGUUUCUCAAAGGAUGUUGCUAUCCAGAAUCGAUAUUAUUGGGAAAUAGUAAUUCAUUUGCAUAUAUUAUACACCAUCUGUUGGAAAUUAUAUUCAAAUUUAGUUUUCAGUUUGAUCAAAGUCCGAUAUAGUGCAAAAAAAUUGUUGAGUUAGACUCUAAAAGCAAUGAUGGAUCAGAGCAAGGAUCUAUGAAGUCUACUGUUAUGAUGACACCACAAGAACAAGAACGAAAUAUCCAUUAAUAGGGGUGAUAAUGUAGAUGCAUGAAAACUAACCAAUUUAUCCAGCCAUCCAAGUUCACCAGCACUAAAUUCCAAAAUUGAAGGACACAUGCGAAGUAAUAAUUCCUUAGUCCUGAAGGGUUUUUUUUUAAAAAAAUACAAUAUUUUCAGAUGGAAAUGCUAAGUGAUACUCAUUUAAAUUUAACCUUUCAAGUUUCCUUAAGGGAAGAUAAAUGUAAUCUAUAAAACUUUGAGUGGUCCUACUCAUAGAGCAUUUAUUAUAAAACGAUGGUAAUAAAAAUGGUGCUUAAAAGCAGUUUCAGCAAUAUCUAUAUUACAUAUACUCUCUAUAUGGACUUAGUUACCUUAUAUAUUGUAUAAUAUAUGUGUGAAUGGAUAUAUGAAUAAAACAAUUACCUGGAGAUUUUGCGCAUAUAUAGAUACUACUUUUUCUACAUUUUAAUUAAUCCCCAAUUUUCCCUGCUGAAACUGCUACCUGACAUCUAUCAUCUAUUUGACGUUAUGAAGGACAUAAUUUAUUUGUAAACUCAGGAUGUUCUUGCUUUAUAGACUUGCUUGUAUUUUAUAAUUUAUUUACCCAUCAUGAUUGGAAAUGCUUAUCUAAGUACUAUGCAUUAAUGUGUACUUUUGCUGAGUCCAUUGCGUUCUGUCUGUGGCAAUGUUCUUUUUCAUAGUGAGUGAUACAAUAAAGUCACGUAAGGUUGGAAAGUG